UCCGAAUGGGGCGCAGAGAGCAGAGAGCUUGUCUCCACGAGAGGGAGACGCAGUAGAGUAAGCCUGAGGGAGCAACAGUUGGUGCAUGUUGAGCGCCGUGGGGUAAAGCCUGGAGGGCAUCGCGUCGUGCCUUCGCUUAGGCCAAGGAGCAUCGUCGCGGUGGCUGGUCGCGAUGCCGCCGGCCGAGCAGCUGACCGAGGAGCCUCACCAGGUGAGCUUCACACGCCGCUCGGGCGUGCUGCUCACCUGGCGGCGCGGCCUGCUGCUGCUGCUCCUGCUGGCCGCCUGUCUGCUGGCCACCGGCCUGCUGGUGCACCACCUCGGCACGCCGGCCGACGGCGCGUCCUCCGAGGCACGCGCCGCGCCCGUCGUCUCCGAUGAGACCGCCGCCACCGACCGGCCGGCGCCCGACAUCCGGCUGCCUCGGCACCUGGUGCCGCUGGCCUACCAGCUGCGCACGCUGCCGCUCUUCGAGGAGGGUAACUUCAGCUUCAGCGGCGAGGUGACGGUCACGCUGCGGGCGGACGCCGCCGGCGACAACGUCACGCUGCACGUCAGCCAGCUGCUCGUCUCCGACGACUCCGUGGCGGUGACGGACGUGACCGACGACAGGCAGGUGCCCGUUGUUCGGCUGGUGCACGACGUCGAGCGCGAGUUUCUGGUGGUGGUGCUGGCGGAGCUGGUGGUGCCGGGCCACAACUACAGCGUCAACGUCAAGUUCUCCAGCACCCUCAACGACAAGCUGGCCGGCUUUUACCGCAGCAGCUACUACACUUCGGAGGGAGAAAAACGGUGGAUGGCGGUCACUCAGAUGGCUCCGACCGACGCAAGAAAGGUGUUCCCCUGCCUGGACGAGCCGGCACUGAAGGCGACGUUUGAGAUCACUCUGGGACGUCAUAAAAACAUGACGGCCAUCUCGAACAUGCCGCUCAGCACCACAGAACCAAAUCCGGAGAAGACAGAUUUUGUCUGGGACACGUUCGAGAAAUCCAUGCCGAUGUCCACUUACCUGGUGGCGUUUGUGGUUUCGGACAUGGUCGCCAGGGAGUCCGACCCUUCUCUCAGCGACACUCGCUUCAGAGUUUGGUCCCGUGCAGAAGCUGAGGAGCAGACGGAGUACGCUGGAAAGAUCGGUCCCGCCAUAUUGGAAUAUUACGAGGACUUUUUCAAGACAGACUUCCCGUUACCAAAACAAGACAUGGCAGCCAUGCCUGACUUCCCUUUUAGGGGAAUGGAGAACUGGGGGCUCAUCUUGUACAGCGAGGCGGCACUGCUGCUGGACCCGGAGGUGACCUCAGCUGCCAGCAAACAGGCGCUGACCCAGGUGGUGGCCCACGAGCUGGCCCACAUGUGGUUCGGCGACCUGGUCACCCCCGCCUGGUGGAAUGACAUCUGGCUCAACGAGGGAUUCGCCAGAUACGUGGAGAUGCUCGGAACGCACAAGGUGAAGCCUUCCUGGCUGGUGCCCGAUCAGAUGGUGACCCGGGUCACGCAAGAGGUGAUGUCUGUGGACUCCCUGCGCAGCUCACGUCCUGUCUCCAUCGACGUGAACAGCUCCGACGACAUUGACCAGAUGUUCGACAAGAUAUCGUAUCAAAAAGGUGCUUCAAUUAUCAGAAUGCUGGACAAAAUGUUGACCAGAGAAACCCUCCGAGAAGCCUUGUCUAACUACCUCAGGGCGAUGCAGUACCGUGCGGCGACCCAGGACGACCUGUGGCGCUUCCUGACGGAGCAGGCGCACCGAGACGGCACGCUACCCGAUGACGUCACCGUCAAACAGGUCAUGGACACGUGGACACUGCAGAUGGGGUUCCCUCUGGUGACCGUGGUCAGGAACUACGGCAAAAGGUCGGCGCAGAUCACGCAGAACCGUUUUCUGCUAGACGGGAUCGACAACUCUACCGAUUAUCUUUGGUGGAUUCCUCUGACAUUCACGACCAAAGCCAAGGCUAAUUUCGACACCAUUCAACCUUUCAACUGGAUGAGGAAGGAACGUCAAUCAACCAUCAAUUAUGUUGCCGAUGACGAAGACUGGAUGAUUCUGAAUGUGCAACAGAUGGGUUUCUUCAAAGUCAACUAUGAUGCAAGAAACUGGAAAAUGAUAACAGCACAGCUCCACCAGAAUCACAGCGCUUUCCAUGUCCUCAACCGAGCGCAGCUGGUGGAUGACGCGCUGGACCUGGCCCGGGCUGGCCAGCUGAGCUACAGCACGGCUCUCUCGCUGGUCAGCUAUCUGGAGCGGGAGCGUUACUUCCUGCCCUGGGACGCCGCCUUCAACAACCUGGGCUUCCUCAACACCCAGCUGAGGCGGACGGCCGGCUACGGCGCGUUCCAGACAUUCGUGUUGAAGCUCAUCGGUCCUCUGUAUGACCGCAUCGGGUUCGAAGAGCGUCCCAAUGACUCCCACAUCGACCACCUGACUCGGAAUCACGUGGUCGUUUGGGCAUGUUCCAUGGGUCACCCGGACUGUAUCAGCAAGGCAGUCAGCAUGUUCAAACGCUGGAUGGAAGACCCCGACAACGCCAGGAUCGUACCUGCCAACAUCCGCAGUAGCGUGUUCUGCACCGCUCUGCAUGACGGAGGUCUCACCGAAUGGGAGUUCGUCUGGAGACGCUUCAACAACUCCAACGUCGAGUCGGAAAAGGAGGAAAUGCUGAAGGCACUCGCCUGCACUCAGGAAACCGUGCUUAUAAAUAAACUGCUUAGCUGGUUGAUCACGCCCGAUUCUGGACUUCGAGUGCAGCACGGCAACUUGGUCUUCAAAUCUGUGGCCAGUAACCCGGCGGGCGGGGACCUUGCCUGGAGCUUCAUGCGGGAAAAUUCUAAAGAAAUUGUCGAAAGAUACAGUAGUGCUCUGUUUUUACUUCCCCGGUUCAUCGCAGCGCUCAAGGACAGCUUGAACACUGCACUGCAACUGGAGCAGCUUCGUCAAUUUUCAACUGAAAAUGCGCAUAUUUUGGGCGGAGCGAGCCGGGAGAUUCGACAGGUUUUGGAGCAUGUGUCCGCUAGUGUUUCAUGGAUGGAUGGAAAGUCAGAUAAAGUCGUCAGAUGGCUGGAAGGUCAUAUUUCAUGAAGAUAUAUGUGAACUAGGACCUCUCUUUUACGCUGUUGUUGUUCGGAGCCAAUUUACCUCUUCAUGUUUACCUCAUCAUGUUGUGUUGUGUCUUAUAACGUUAAGAGCAGUUUUUAAUCCUAUUUCCAAGUGUUUUAUCCCAUGUCGUCUGUCGCGUUAUCAAGCUGCUGUAGUUACGUAGCUUCCAAUAUAUUUCCCCAACA
Molecule: messenger RNA, 3276 nt
Organism: Amphibalanus amphitrite
Lineage: Eukaryota; Metazoa; Arthropoda; Thecostraca; Balanomorpha; Balanidae
Product: aminopeptidase N-like
Exons: 17
Coding region: 173-3073 (966 amino acids)
Biological process (GO): proteolysis; peptide catabolic process
Cellular component (GO): cytoplasm
Molecular function (GO): peptide binding; metalloaminopeptidase activity; zinc ion binding
Source: RefSeq, a predicted model, not a curated record